UUGAUUAUACCCAACUGAUUUGCAUGAAGGCGCGCUAUAAGGAAAACGACAAAACAUUGCAGGUGACUUGCUUUUCUGGCUCAUGAUUUGUUUAGCUUUGGCUUUUCCUUGAUGAGCAUUAUAUAUUUGUUUUGCAUUAGCGGGAGCAAUCUUUCAGCGUUAUGGUUGUGGAGCUCUGUUGUUUUGUUUUUGCUGAUAUCCAUCGAUUUGGUCUUUUUCUGUUUCUGUCUACCUAAUUUGUAUCUGGCUCUUUUUUCUUCGCAGCAUAUGGAUGAUGCAUUUGGAGGGCAAUAUGGUUGCAAAAGGGUUCGAAGUUAUUCCACUCCUGGAGUCGGUGUUCAGUUUGCUGGUACAGAAUUUGCUAUUACUUUCACUUUGUAUGUAUUCUUAUCAAAUUGAUACUCAGUGAGAUUUCUUGUAUGUCUUCUAUAUCGUCAUCGUAGAUCUACCU
This is a messenger RNA of Aspergillus wentii DTO 134E9, 451 nucleotides long. RefSeq lists its product as uncharacterized. The transcript has a single exon. NCBI's taxonomy places the organism in Eukaryota, Fungi, Ascomycota, Eurotiomycetes, Eurotiales, Aspergillaceae. The coding region runs from base 112 to 399 and encodes 95 amino acids. The record is from RefSeq and is a predicted model, not a curated record.